Messenger RNA from Dioszegia hungarica, 4059 nucleotides. RefSeq names its product CobB/CobQ-like glutamine amidotransferase domain-containing protein. Bases 1 to 4059 code for a protein of 1352 amino acids. The record is from RefSeq and is a predicted model, not a curated record. Gene Ontology annotation, molecular function: phosphoribosylformylglycinamidine synthase activity. The transcript has a single exon. Lineage: Eukaryota; Fungi; Basidiomycota; Tremellomycetes; Tremellales; Bulleribasidiaceae. Gene Ontology annotation, biological process: 'de novo' IMP biosynthetic process.
AUGCUGGCACUCACUGGAUCUUCUGCGGUGUCUACCACCCGCCGGACGACCCUCCUCGCUGCCUUCCAGGGCGUUGUCCCCUCCAUCACCUCGCUCGACGCUGUCCACCUUCACUUGGUCAAUACCGCCUCGUCCGCCUCCGAUAAGACUCUCUCGUCCGCCUCCUCGGCGGAGCGCAAGAUUCUGGAUGAUCUCUUGACGUACGGCGAUGAUGUACGGCUGGAUACGACCAGGUCUUUUGUCGAGAGCGGGAUGAAGGUGUCUGAGGGGAUGAUGGCAAUCUACGUCUUGCCUCGGGCAGGCACCAUUUCCCCCUGGUCGUCCAAGGCCACAGACAUCUCCAAGAUCUGCAACCUCGGCGACCACGUCACUCGGCUAGAACGGGGUACACUAUACCUCCUCGGCUCGUCCGCCCCGCUCUCCCUCCCUACCCUUCGACCCCUCCUCCACCUCAUCCACGACCGGAUGACUCAGCUCGUUCACACCUCCCUCCCUCCCUCCGACACCAUCUUUCCCCCCACUCCUCCUCAACCGAAUGGGCUCAUCUCCGUCCCCAUCAUCGGCUCGGCGGAUCCCCAGGCUGUCCUCGCUGAAGCCAACGUUCGGCUCGGUCUCGCCCUCUCCGCUGAGGAGAUCCCAUACCUCGUGGAGUCGUUCCUCGCGGCCGGGCGCAAUCCCACAGACGCCGAACUCUUCAUGUUCGCUCAAGUCAACUCGGAGCACUGCCGUCACAAAAUCUUCAAUGCCAAAUGGACCAUCGAUGGGGCGGACAAGGAGCACAGUCUGUUUGGGAUGAUCAGGAACACCGAGAAGGUCAUCAACUCGGCUGGGACCAUCUCGGCGUACGAGGAUAACGCGGCGGUGCUGGAGGGAUACACGGCGCCGAGGUUCGCAGUGGACGAGGGAGUCUACGGGGCCAAGGAAGAAGCUAUGCCGAUUCUGAUCAAGGUCGAGACGCACAACCACCCUACAGCCGUCUCGCCCUACCCUGGAGCGGCGACCGGAUCGGGCGGAGAGAUCCGGGACGAAGGCGCUGUCGGUCGAGGAUCACGCCCCAAAGCGGGUCUUUCGGGAUAUACCACCUCGGAUCUGCUCAUUCCCGGCUUCACCCAGCCUUGGGAGUCUGAUAUCGGUAGACCUGCCCAUAUAGCUUCCGCCCUCGAUAUCAUGCUCGAAGCUCCCCUCGGCGGUGCGGCGUUCAACGACGAGUUUGGCCGGCCCGCUCUCGGCGGGUACUUCCGGACAUUCCUCAUGUCUACCCCGUCGGCGUCAGGCGAGCCAGAAUGGAGGGGAUACCACAAACCCAUCAUGAUUGCCGGUGGUCUGGGGAAUGUUCGGCCGCAGUACGCGCGCAAGGACAAGAUCACGCCCGGCGCAAAGGUCAUUGUGCUGGGUGGUCCAGGGAUGCUCAUCGGUCUAGGCGGAGGCGCGGCGUCGUCCAUGGCGUCAGGCGCGAGCACGGCGGAUCUGGACUUUGCGUCUGUCCAGCGCGAGAAUCCCGAGAUGGAGCGGAGGGCACAGCAGGUCAUCGACGCUUGUGUCAGUCGAGGGGACAACGGGAACCCUAUCCAGUCGAUCCACGAUGUGGGCGCUGGCGGUCUGUCGAACGCUCUGCCCGAGUUGGUGCAUGAUGCUGGACUCGGGGCGGUGUUCGAGAUCAGGGAUGUCCUGGUGGACGACCCAGGGAUGAGCCCGAUGGAGAUCUGGUGUAACGAGAGCCAGGAGCGCUAUGUCCUCGCCGUCUCGCCGGAGGAUCUCGCGCUCUUUGAGUCGAUAGCAAAGCGCGAGCGAUGUCCCUUCUCCGUUGUCGGUACCGCCACAGCAGAGGAGCGACUCGUCGUCACCGACAAGCUCAUUGGCGACUCGGUCAUCGAUAUCGCCAUGUCGGUGCUCUUUGGCAAGCCGCCAAGAAUGCACCGGCAGGGAACGACCAUCUCGCCCAAGCGGGAAGCUUUCGAUUCGUCCCUCUACUCUUAUCUCCCGGUAUAUAAGGGCGCACCCGUCACCUCCUUACUCGCCGAGACGAUCAACCGCGUCCUCCGUCUGCCCUCGGUCGGCUCCAAAUCCUUCCUCAUCACCAUCGGCGAUCGAUCCGUCACUGGUCUCGUCACCCGAGACCAGAUGGUCGGGCCCUGGCAAGUCCCCGUAGCGGACGUGGCGGUCACUCGCUCGUCGUACGGCUUUGACGUCAAGGUCGGGGAGGCUAUGGCCAUGGGCGAGCGUACCCCUCUUGCCCUGCUAAAUGCCGGCGCUUCUGCCCGCAUGGCCAUCGGAGAGGCACUUACCAACCUCGCCGCUGCGUCGGUCGAAAACCUUGGUCUCGUAAAGAUGUCGGCCAACUGGAUGUCUGCGGCCAGCCACGAGGGCGAAGGAGCCAAGCUGUACGAGGCGGUCCAUGCGGUCGGGAUGGAGCUGUGUCCCGCGCUCGGUGUAGGGGUGCCGGUCGGAAAGGACUCGAUGUCCAUGUCGAUGAAGUGGGCGGGGGAGAAGGGGGAAAGGAAGCAAGUCACCGCGCCUCUUUCGCUCAUCAUCACCGCAUUUGCACCCGUGAAUGAUGUCGAAAAGACCUGGACGCCGGCGUUGCAGACAGGGGACAAGAUCGGGGAGACGGUCCUCAUCUUUGUUGAUCUGGCCCGGGGGAAGCAGCGGCUGGGUGGAUCGGCGCUGGCGCAGGUGUUUUCGCAGCUCGGGGACGAGGCGCCGGAUGUCGAGGAGGCAGGGGAUCUCAAGGCGUUCUUCACGGCGGUCCAGGCGCUCAAGUCUACGGAUAUCGUUCUGGCGUACCACGACCGAUCGGAUGGCGGGCUGUUCACCACCCUCGCCGAGAUGGCAUUCGCGGGUCGGGCGGGACUCGAGGUGUCUCUUGACGCCAUCAGCCACGCCGGUGACUAUAUCGCUUCUCUCUUCAACGAGGAGCUCGGCGCGGUCAUGCAAGUGCGCGUGGCGGAUCUCCCCGCAUUCACCGACGCCUUCGUCAAGGCCGGAUUCCCUACUCGGUACACGCACUCGAUCGGCCGGGUCCUCGGACACGCCGACCAGUCCAUCAACCUCAUACAUCAAAGCGAGGCGAUCUACACGUCUACCCGCGGGACCUUGCAGCAGCUAUGGGCGGAAACGUCCUACCGUAUGCAGGCAAUCCGGGAUGAGCCGAACUGCGCCAAAGAGGAGUUUGACUCUAUCCUCGACGACAGCGACAAGGGUCUCACCUAUACCGUCAAGGCUCCCUUCCUCCCUAUGGUCGCCCGGCCCUUAUCUUCCCCACCCAAGGUCGCCAUCCUCCGGGAACAAGGCGUAAACGGUCAUGUCGAGAUGGCGUUUGCGUUCCACGCCGCUGGGUUCGAUGCGGUCGACGUCCACAUGUCGGACAUUAUCACUGGCGCCAUCUCCCUCGCGGGCUUUGCGGGCCUCGCGGCCUGCGGAGGUUUCUCGUACGGAGACGUCCUGGGCGCAGGAAACGGAUGGGCCAAGUCGGUCCUUCUCAACUCCAACGCCCGGCGCGAGUUCUCAGACUUCUUCAACCGGGAAACCACCUUCGCCCUUGGGGUGUGUAAUGGCUGUCAAUACUUUUCGCAGCUCAAGGCGGUUAUUCCCGGGACGGAGAGCUGGCCGGUGUUCAAGAAGAACCGGUCGGAACGAUUCGAAGCGCGCGUCUCGAACCUGCUUAUCGAGGCGACCGACUCGAUCUUCUUGAAGGACAUGGAGGGGUCGAUACUGCCCGUCGCGGUGGCGCAUGGAGAAGGGAGGGCGUCGUUCGCAGAGACAGGAGACAAGGCGGCGUUGGAUGCGGGCAAGCUGGUGGCGGCGCGGUAUGUCGAUGGGGAAGGGAAAGUGACGGCCAAGUACCCGGCGAAUCCGAAUGGAAGUCCCGAGGGGAUCGCGGCGGUCAGUACGCGCAGCGGGAGGGUGCUGGCCAUUAUGCCUCAUCCGGAGCGGGUGAUUUCGGCGGAGAGCAAUAGUUGGUUCUCGAAGGAAAUGGCCAAGGAGAUGGGCUGGGAAGGGAGGGGACCGUGGUUCAGGUUGUUCCAGAAUGCUUAUAGGUUUGCGACCGAGGAGAAGUAG